AUGGAUGCUCAAUAUAUUUCCUCUUUGGAGGAAACUUUAAAACAAACUUUGGUUCCUGAUUCCACCGCUAUUAAACAGGCUGUUACCAAAUUGACCAAGGAAUUUUACACCAGUCCAUUAGCGUUACCUUCGUUACUUCACAUUUUGCAAAACGCUCAAGAUGACCAAUUGAAGCAAUUAGCAGCGGUUGAAGCUAGAAAGUUAGUUUUGACUAACUGGGAAGGUGUUGAUGCUUCAUUGAAGCCACAAAUUAGAGAAUCUAUGUUGAAUAACACUUUCACUCAAUCCUCUAAGCUUAUUAGACAUUCUUCCGCCAGAGUUGUUGCUUCAAUUGGUGAAGUUGAUUUAGAAAACAACGAAUGGCCAGAAUUGUUACCAGUUUUGGUGAAGUCUAUUCAAGACACCAACGCUCAAACAAAGGAAAUGGCAGUUUACACUUUAUAUACCUUGUUGGAAACUCAAGUCCCAGCUUUACUCCCACACGUUAGUGACUUCUUGUCUCUUUUUGGAAAUUUAUUAACCGAUCAAACUUCCAGAGAUAUUAGGGUUAAUGCUGUUUUGUCAUUAGAUGUCGUUUCCCAAUUUAUUGAAGAAGACGCAGAAAUCAAUAACCAAUUAGCCUCCAAGUUUAGAGACACCAUCCCAGGUAUGGUUGAAGUCUUGAAGGAAGUUGUUAGCAACGAUGACAAUGAAAAGGCCAAGGAUGUUUUCAAUGUUUUCCACAGUUUGAUUUUCCUCGAUUCAAAAUUGAUCGGUGAUCACUUAGUGAACUUGAUUAAAUUUGUUUCUGAAAUUGCUGCUAAUACUCAAUUAGAUGAAGAAUAUAGAACUUUUGGUUUGCAAUUUUUGAUUUCUUGUGUUUCUUUAAGAAAGUCUAAGAUUUCUUCAAAUAAAUUAGGACCGCAAAUCACUUUAAUCGCAGCUAAGAUUGCUUCCGAAGAAAUUGAUGUUGAAGACGAAUUAGAAAACGAAAACGAAGAAAACGAAAACGAAGAAAAUUCUCCUGCAACAUUAGGUUUAAGACUUAUUGCUAUGUUAUCCGCUGAAUUACCUCCAUCUCAAGUUAUUAAUCCAUUAUUCGAUAACUUAAACAAUAUGUUGACCUCCUCAAAUGCAUUCGAAAGAAGAGCUGGUUUGUUAUGCAUCGGUGUUGCCUCUAGUGGUGCACCAGAUUUUUUCUCCACUCAAAUCAACAAAAUCAUUCCUGCUUUAAUAAAUGGUUUAAAGGACCCUGAAAUUAUUGUUAGAGUCGCUGCCUUAAGAUCAUUAUCUCAAUUAACUUCUGAACUUCAAGACGCCGUGGCCGAUUUCCACAAAGAUUUAUUACCUCUCAUCAUCGAUAUCAUUGAUUCAGCUACUUCUGUCAUGGCUUACAAAUAUGCUUGUUUUGCUUUGGAUGGUUUGAUUGAAUUCAUGAGCCACGAUGCCAUUGGUCAAUACUUGGAAGCAUUAAUGAACAAAUUAUUCCAUAUGUUACAACAAGCCAAUUCAUCUUCAUUAAAAUCAGCCAUUGUUUCAGCCAUUGGUUCUACUGCUUAUGCCGGUGGUAAGGGUUUCACUCCUUACUUCAACAACUCUAUUCAAUACUUAGAGCCAUUUAUUGCAAAUGCAGCUGACACCGAAGGUAUGACUGAAGAAGAUAUUGAAUUAAGAGCCUUAACAUUCGAAAACAUUUCUACUAUGGCUAGAGCCGUUGGUUCAGAAUCCUUCUCAUCAUACGCUAAGCCAUUAGUUGAAGCUGCUUACAAUUCUUUGAGUUCAGAACAUUCAAGAAUCAGAGAAUCGGGUUUUGCUUUUAUCUCUAAUAUGGCAAAGGUUUACGGUGCUGAAUUUGCUGGAUUCUUGGACCAAAUCGUUCCUGAAAUCCUCAAAUGUUUAGAACAAGAGGAAUUCACAUUCAAUAUGGAUGGAGAGGAUGAAUUCGAAGGUGAAGAAGAAGAUUUGGAAAAUAAAUUUAAUGUUCACACAGGUAUCACCAUUGAAAAAGAAAUUGCUUCUGUUGCCUUAUCAGAAUUAGCUAUCGGUACUGGAAAAGAUUUCGCUAAGUAUGUUGAACAAUCUGUUAAAACUUUAGCCGACCAAAUUGACAACUCAUACGGUAUGAGAGAAGCUUCUAUGAGUGCAUUAUGGAAGAUCUUAAGAGCUAUGUUUAAAGCUCAAUAUGGUGAAGAUUUCAAGGCACCAAAGGGUGUUCCUCAACAACCAUAUGUUGAUAGCUCUAUCUUACAAUUAGUUCAAAAAGUUAGAGAAAUUGCUAUUACUAACUUAGAAGAAGAGUUCGAGUUGACUAUGGUAGCAUGUAUCUUAGAUAACUUAUCUGAUUCUAUCUUCAUGUUAGGUCCUAUCACUGUUAUUGAUAAUGCAAGUGAAGCUUCAUUCUUAGAAAGAUUAUGCGUUCAAUUAAUGAACAUCUUAAAGAGUGAACAUCCAUGCCAAAUUGAAGAUGAAGAAGGUCCAGCCGAUGAGGAAGAUACUUCUGAAACUGAAGCCUUAUUGUUUGAAUCUACUUUAGAAGUUUUAGUUAACUUAUCUGUCACCUUAGGUAGUGAUUUCAACAAGAUUUUUGUUUCUUUUAAAGACAUAAUUUUAUCACAAGUUAAUUCUAAAUCUAAGAAUAAGAGAGUGAGUGCUAUCGGUGCCUUGGCUGAAAUUUCCUCUGGUUUGAAGGAAAGUAACCAGGCCACUCAACAAUUACUUGAAGUUUUCACGGAUAGAUUAGCUAACGAUAAAUCGUUAGAAGUCAAGGGUAAUGCGGCUUAUGGUAUCGGUAUUUUAAUUGAACACAGUGCUACAGACUUAUCAUCUACUUACCAAACUAUUUUGCAAUUAUUAUUCCAAUUAUUGAAUAAGACUGAUAGUAAGGCUGGUGAUGAUGACGAAGAAACCAAGGAUGUUGUCAACAGAUCAUAUGCAAACUCUUGCGGUUGUGUUGCUCGUAUGGCAUUGAAGCAUGAACAAGCUAUUCCAUUGGAACACAUUAUGGGCCCAUUAUUAGGACAUUUACCGUUAGAAACUGCAUUUGAAGAAAAUACCCCAAUUUUGCUGUUGAUCAUCAAGUUGUACGAAUCUGGUAACGAAUUGAUUGCCAGCCAAACCGAUAAGAUCGUUGAUAUUUUAGCUAAGAUUUUUACCAAGGAAAUGGAAAGAAUUAAGUUAAUAAAUGAAUCAACCUUAGGUAGAGAAGAAAACAUUGACAGAAUGAAGCAAUUCCAAACCGAAGAAUUGAAGCAAAAGGUUAUUGAAUUAUUAAAAUUCUUAGAUACAAAGUAUUCCGGAAUUGUCUCGGCAAAUGAGGUUUUAAAAUCUUGUAUUAACUGA
Messenger RNA from Debaryomyces hansenii CBS767, 3318 nucleotides. RefSeq lists its product as uncharacterized. The record is from RefSeq and is a predicted model, not a curated record. Gene Ontology annotation, biological process: protein import into nucleus. Bases 1 to 3318 code for a protein of 1105 amino acids. The transcript has a single exon. Gene Ontology annotation, molecular function: small GTPase binding; nuclear import signal receptor activity. Lineage: Eukaryota; Fungi; Ascomycota; Pichiomycetes; Serinales; Debaryomycetaceae. Gene Ontology annotation, cellular component: cytoplasm; nucleus.